GACGCGUCGGAUCAUAACCCCACCCAAUCAAAACAAAUCUUAUUAACCGCUCGUUUUCCCAUCUCACAAACCUUUCUCCUCUUCCUCUUCCUCUUCCUCUUCCUCUUCCUCGUGAUUACAGAGAGCUCGCUCUAUCGACGCUAACCACAUUUAUCGCUCUCAUGGAGUCGCGAGUAUUGUCACGCUCCGCCACUGUUGCCGGCCUACCGUACCUCAGGAAGCCACCGAGGGAGAUCCACAGAGCGUCUUUCGCCGUUGCCAAGCCUAUCGGAGCCGUUGGUGAGGGCGGAAAUGUAAUUUGGGGUAGGCAACUGAGACCGGCUCUGCUUUUGGAGAGCUCGCCGGCUGUUCCCGCUAAUUUGUUCGCAGUCAAACGGGAGAUGCUUCCUCGGAUUCGAGCCGCAGCUUCGUCGUCUCCGGCUGAGGGGAGCGAUUCCGCCGGGGAAGCGAAGAUCGCUCCUGUCGGCUUCUUCGAGAAGUAUCCGGCUCUUGUCACUGGUUUUUUCUUCUUCAUGUGGUACUUCUUGAAUGUGAUAUUCAAUAUACUCAACAAGAAGAUUUACAACUAUUUUCCGUAUCCUUAUUUUGUGUCGGUUAUUCACUUGCUAGUUGGGGUGGUUUACUGUUUGGUGAGCUGGGCUGUGGGCCUUCCAAAGCGGGCUCCUAUUGAUUCAAACCUCCUGAAGUUGCUGAUACCAGUUGCUGUAUGUCACGCCAUUGGCCAUGUAACUAGCAAUGUCUCAUUUGCAGCAGUUGCUGUGUCUUUCACUCACACCAUCAAAGCUCUUGAGCCUUUCUUCAAUGCUGCUGCAUCACAGUUCAUACUGGGACAACCAAUACCCUUGACUUUAUGGCUAUCUUUGGCUCCUGUUGUUAUUGGUGUGUCCAUGGCAUCACUGACUGAGUUGUCUUUCAAUUGGACGGGCUUCAUCAGUGCUAUGAUAUCCAAUAUAUCUUUUACGUACAGGAGUCUUUACUCCAAGAAAGCCAUGACUGAUAUGGACAGUACAAAUAUCUAUGCUUACAUUUCGAUCAUUGCCCUUUUUGUCUGCAUUCCACCUGCCAUAUUUGUUGAAGGACCUCAGCUGUUAAA
Molecule: messenger RNA, 1093 nt
Organism: Carica papaya (papaya)
Lineage: Eukaryota; Viridiplantae; Streptophyta; Magnoliopsida; Brassicales; Caricaceae
Source: RefSeq, a predicted model, not a curated record